Fusarium subglutinans is the source of this 1461-nucleotide messenger RNA. RefSeq lists its product as uncharacterized. Lineage: Eukaryota; Fungi; Ascomycota; Sordariomycetes; Hypocreales; Nectriaceae. The record is from RefSeq and is a predicted model, not a curated record. The coding region runs from base 1 to 1461 and encodes 486 amino acids. The transcript has 5 exons.
AUGGCAAAUGUUCUAUCUGACUUCGUACCCAUGCCGCCGAGCGAGCAUACGGGCAAAACUCUGAUCUGGUUGAUCAUCUUGGUCGUUUCUAGAGGCUAUAUGAACGCGAACAACAUUGUCUAUGGCCACAGAUCCGGUAUCAUUCCUGUUCUCAUCCACGCCUUCGAGUUCCCCCGGGCUUGGGAUUCUCAGUGGUGGCAGUGUCCUCCAAACGGCCUCGACGUGGACAACCAAGCUCUUGGAUACGGGAGCACAGCCCGAACCUCGAUCCAAGCCAGGCUAUGGUGUCGCUACCACCAUGGGCUCGCACGGCCUAUAAGAUGGUGCCUCCAAUCCGUUGGGCUUGGCCCUGUACCUACGGUAGACGAUGGCCAGAUUCAGCCUCCAACUCCAAGACGGUAUACUCCCUACCGCCGCCUAGAGGACCCGAAGAUGCCGCUGGCGGAGUCAGAGCUUUUAGCUGCGAGCUCGGAUGACGAGACGACCAUAUCGGAGCCUCAGCUACUUGUCAUAUACGGGCCCAAUGCUAUCGCAAUCCCGAUGACGGGGAGAGGUUGCGGCCACAGAUCCUGUACCGAAGACGCCGUUUGCAACGAAAUUCUCCACAGCCUAGACCGCAAGCAUAUGUGGACAAUGUGUAACAAUCUGGUCUAUACAAACGCCCUUGUAUAUGGUAUGUCGCUUGCUUUGGAUUGGGGUUGUGCCACUAUAAUUGCCGUUGCAGUCUGGACCGCGAGAUCGAGCUUUGAUAUCCAGCAACACCAGCUAAUCCGCCGCUUCAGUCUGUACGUUCGCGAGGUGGAACAGGCCGCGCGGCAGCUACGUAGGAGUUACUUCGACGACGUCAACUACGGCUACAGCCGUCCUAUCGACAUCUUGAUCCUGAACGGUAAAUCUUGGACAUGGUGCCGUGCAGAGACUGUCCCGUCCAGGGGAAACACUUGGCUGAAGCUCAGCCUUCCAACAAAGAACUUCGUCUUCGCUGUAAGUGACGUUGUCAUCGAACUGUGGACUUUGACGGUACACACGAUACUGCCUUGGCAUUGGGUGGGGCUUAUGGUAAACCUUGCGUACGCUGCAGUUGUCGGCUCUGCUGAUGCCUAUGGGUGGAAAGGAAUGUCGUCGGCUUUUCUUGCGGUGCUAGCCAUUAAGUGCAUCCUUUACGGGUUUGCUCCAGCAGGACACGUGCUUUACAAGUGGAUUUCUGGGGGCACCUGGGUCUUGGCUUGGUAUCUCAUUUUGUUCAAGGCCAUGACCAAUGUGAGUGUACAGUUCCUCGUGCAUGCACUGAUGUCCUGGUUGUUUCCUGAUGCGGAGGUUGAGAGUGUGGUGGACAAUGUCGUUGGCGUUCUUAAUGUCACGACUGAAGCUAGAAUUGAUAAAGAUCUACCGCGUAACAAAUUUGGCCCCGUACGGUCUCGCUUUCAACGAUCCCUCGACAACCGAGUCGCCUUGCCCUGA